Messenger RNA from Symbiodinium sp. CCMP2592, 2388 nucleotides. The record is from the annotation of a GenBank genome assembly. NCBI's taxonomy places the organism in Eukaryota, Dinophyceae, Suessiales, Symbiodiniaceae.
AUGGCUGAACGGUAUCUGAUCUCCAAGGCGGAGGUGCCCGAGGGCGCGGCAGUGCCCGAGCUGGUGAAGCUCCGGCAAGCUCGGGACGACAAGCUGGCAGCAGAGAAGAAGCAGGCCCUUGAAGAGAAGCAGAAGCAGCGACAGGAGGAGCGGGCGAAGCUCAAAGAGCGGACCGAGGCCUACGAGAAGGAGUAUGCCGACACCGCAUCGGAGCUCGUGAAGCUCCGCCGGGAGGCGAAGCUCAACGGAAACUUCUUCGUGGAGCCGGAGGCGAAGUUGCUCUUCGUCGUCCGCAUUGCGGGCAUCAUCAAGAUGAGCCCAAAACCCAGGAAGGUGCUCCAGCUGCUCCGACUCAAGCAGUUGCACAACGGCGUGUUCCUGAAGGUGAACAAGCCCAUCCUGAACAUGCUCAAGCUCGUCCAGCCAUAUGUGACCUAUGGCUACCCAUCCUUGAAAACGGUGCGUGAGCUUGUCUACAAGCGUGGAUUCGGCAAGGUGAACAAGCAGCGCCUUCCCCUCGCCUCCAACGACAUCAUCUCAGAUAACUUGGGCAAGUAUGGCAUCCAUGGCAUGGAAGACAUCAUCCACGAGAUCUACACCGUCGGCCCAAGCUUCAAACAGGCGUCCAACUUCUUGUGGCCAUUCAAGCUGAGCUCUCCCAAGGGUGGGUUCAUCAACAAGCGUCAUGGCUUCUGCGAAGCACGAGGAGGCGACUGGGGAAAUCGCGAGGAGCUGAUCAACGACCUCUUGAAGCGAAUGAACUGCAGGCAACUUCCUGCUGCUUUGCUUGCGGCGCUGAGGAAGAAGCCAUUGCACCUGGCGGAGGUGCCCGAGGGCGCGGCAGUGCCCGAGCUGGUGAAGCUCCGGCAAGCUCGGGACGACAAGCUGGCAGCAGAGAAGAAGCAGGCCCUUGAAGAGAAGCAGAAGCAGCGACAGGAGGAGCGGGCGAAGCUCAAAGAGCGGACCGAGGCCUACGAGAAGGAGUAUGCCGACACCGCAUCGGAGCUCGUGAAGCUCCGCCGGGAGGCGAAGCUCAACGGAAACUUCUUCGUGGAGCCGGAGGCGAAGUUGCUCUUCGUCGUCCGCAUUGCGGGCAUCAUCAAGAUGAGCCCAAAACCCAGGAAGGUGCUCCAGCUGCUCCGACUCAAGCAGUUGCACAACGGCGUGUUCCUGAAGGUGAACAAGCCCAUCCUGAACAUGCUCAAGCUCGUCCAGCCAUAUGUGACCUAUGGCUACCCAUCCUUGAAAACGGUGCGUGAGCUUGUCUACAAGCGUGGAUUCGGCAAGGUGAACAAGCAGCGCCUUCCCCUCGCCUCCAACGACAUCAUCUCAGAUAACUUGGGCAAGUAUGGCAUCCAUGGCAUGGAAGACAUCAUCCACGAGAUCUACACCGUCGGCCCAAGCUUCAAACAGGCGUCCAACUUCUUGUGGCCAUUCAAGCUGAGCUCUCCCAAGGGUGGGUUCAUCAACAAGCGUCAUGGCUUCUGCGAAGCACGAGGAGGCGACUGGGGAAAUCGCGAGGAACUGAUCAACGACCUCUUGAAGCGAAUGAACUGCAGGCAACUUCCUGCUGCUUUGCUUGCGGCGCUGAGGAAGAAGCCAUUGCACCUGGCGGAGGUGCCCGAGGGCGCGGCAGUGCCCGAGCUGGUGAAGCUCCGGCAAGCUCGGGACGACAAGCUGGAGAAGAAGCAGGCCCUUGAAGAGACGCAGAAGCAGCGACAGGCUGAACUCCUAUGCCAGCGGAAAGGUGGAGCCUUGUGGCAGAGAUCACACGCUGCUCAGGAGGAGCGGGCGAAGCUCAAAGAGCGGACCGAGGCCUACGAGAAGGAGUAUGCCGACACCGCAUCGGAGCUCGUGAAGCUCCGCCGGGAGGCGAAGCUCAACGGAAACUUCUUCGUGGAGCCGGAGGCGAAGUUGCUCUUCGUCGUCCGCAUUGCGGGCAUCAUCAAAAUGAAGGUGCUCCAGCUGCUCCGACUCAAGCAGUUGCACAACGGCGUGUUCCUGAAGGUGAACAAGCCCAUCCUGAACAUGCUCAAGCUCGUCCAGCCAUAUGUGACCUAUGGCUACCCAUCCUUGAAAACGGUGCGUGAGCUUGUCUACAAGCGUGGAUUCGGCAAGGUGAACAAGCAGCGCCUUCCCCUCGCCUCCAACGACAUCAUCUCAGAUAACUUGGGCAAGUAUGGCAUCCAUGGCAUGGAAGACAUCAUCCACGAGAUCUACACCGUCGGCCCAAGCUUCAAACAGGCGUCCAACUUCUUGUGGCCAUUCAAGCUGAGCUCUCCCAAGGGUGGGUUCAUCAACAAGCGUCAUGGCUUCUGCGAAGCCCGAGGAGGGGAUUGGGGCAACCGGGAGGAACUUAUCAACGACCUGCUGAAGCGGAUGAACUGA